AUGUCCGACUCUAACAGAAAAGAUUUCUCUACCAAGAUUGGUGAAAGUGUCAAGCCAGACUCCCAAAAAUCCUACACUGAAGCUGGUAAGGAGAAGGUCACCAAUGCUGCUGACAGAGUAGCUGGUGCCGUCCAACCAGAAUCUGACAAGGGUGUUGCCCAAGGUGUCCACGACUCUGCCAAGAAGGGUAAGAACGACGCUCAAGCCGACUCUUUCGCUGACACUGCUAAGGAAUACGUCGAUGCUGCCAAGGGUAAGUUGAAUGACGCUGUCGAAUACGUUUCUUCUUCUGUCAACGGUGGUGAACCAUCUAAGAAGUAA
Messenger RNA from Torulaspora delbrueckii, 321 nucleotides. RefSeq names its product lipid-binding protein HSP12 (gene HSP12). Bases 1 to 321 code for a protein of 106 amino acids. NCBI's taxonomy places the organism in Eukaryota, Fungi, Ascomycota, Saccharomycetes, Saccharomycetales, Saccharomycetaceae. The transcript has a single exon. The record is from RefSeq and is a predicted model, not a curated record.